Molecule: messenger RNA, 2494 nt
Organism: Medicago truncatula (barrel medic)
Lineage: Eukaryota; Viridiplantae; Streptophyta; Magnoliopsida; Fabales; Fabaceae
Exons: 7
Coding region: 525-2345 (606 amino acids)
Cellular component (GO): membrane
Molecular function (GO): protein binding
Source: RefSeq, a predicted model, not a curated record
CCUUAGUUUUCGCACCUUAUCUUCAUAUAUAUACAUAUUUGUGUUUGAAUGUGUGGAGUGGAUGCGAGUUCAAAUUCGGAUUCAAGGAAAGUAUACUGUCCACAUCCACAGCACUGAAUGGGAACAAAAAGUCCAUGCUGAAGUGGAAUGUGACAGUGAGAAUCAAGAGCCCCACAGAAUUCAUUUUGCUUUUCAAGUCUUUAAAAAAGUGAAAAAAAGGAAUAAGUCUCUUUAACCUGUGCAUUAAUCUUUAAUUUAUAACAAGAUAGGAUUUGAUUUUCAACUUGAUAUUCUUCUGUUGUUUUUUCCUGUACAGGUUAGGAUUUGCAAACUUGCUAUAGUAGUUUCAAGUUUAACUUUGCGUUGUCUGCAAGGAAAGCAUAAAUAUAUUCCAAUUCCAACUCUUAUAUUGGAAAGAGACAAAUGAGUGUGAUUGUGCAUGGUAACCUUAACUUCUGCAGCUUUUGAUUAUCCAUCUGAAUCAGUUUUCAGCUUCUAUAACCAAACAAAGUUUUUCAAUAGAAAUGGCAUCUGCAGAAUCAAGUCCAUUGAUGUCUUUUGAUCAUGUCCAGGCUUCUGUCACUGAGUUCGCUAGGGGAUUUAACCACAGUUACUACCAACCCCUGCACUUAGCAAUACUAAAUGGCGAUUGGGAAUCCACAAAGGCUUUCCUUGAUAACGAUCCAAGCACAUUGACAGCGAAGAUUACAAUACUUGGUAGGACUGCACUUCAUGUUGCAGCGGUAGGAGCUCAAUGGAAACUUGUUGAGAAAUUGGUGCAAUAUAUGCCUGCAAAUAUGCUAUCGGAAUUGGAUUUGAUGGGUUGUACUUGCCUUCACUAUGUUGCUAUGGGCGAAAGUGUAGAUUCUGCUAAGACGUUGGCGGCAAAAUAUCCUUCUCUUACACAAGUAACUGAUUUUAAAGGAUUCACACCACUCAUCUAUAGUAUUACCUCUACAAGAUGUAAGGACAUGGUUUGGUAUCUUGUUUUGAGUACUACUGAUGAGAGACCUGGCUGUCCAUUCUCUGGUCCCUCAGCUAGUCAACUUGUUGCUUUGCUUACUGCCGCCGGAUUUCAUGAUAUCACCAUGUAUCUUCUUCAGCGCUACCCUAACUUGGCAACAAUUUCUGAUUCAAAUGGAAGCAUUAUACUUAAUGUUCUGUCAAAAUUGCCAUCACACUUUCAAAGUGGACACAAGCUUGGAUUUUGGAAAAGAUGCAUUUACCACUGCGUUCCUGUAGAACUCGAGCAUUUGCCACCCAAUCAGUCAAGCCAUCACCAGUCUUAUUUUGGAAAUACAAUAUGGGAUGCCCUUCAAACUCUUGUUCCUAGCAUAAAGCUAGUUAGAGAUACAAAGUUGAGACAUGUAAAUGCUGUGAGAUUGGUAGAGUUUGUUUCCUCACAAGCUUCAAACCUGAAUGACUGUCAAUUCUGGCAAUCUUUUGUGAGUGCAGACAUUAUUUUCAGUGCAACAUCAUCUGGCAUUGUUGAAAUUUUAAGGAUCUGUUUUAGGUUUUUUCCUGAUUUGAUUUGGACUCACAUGCCAAAUGAAGGGUAUGUUGCUCAAAUUGCCAUAAAGAAUAGGCAACAAAAAGUUUUUAGUCUUCUAUGCAAGAUGCCAAUAAUUUUCAAGCUUUUAGUCCUGGCAUUAGAUGAAUCACAGAACACUACAUCACAUCUGGCCGCAAGGUUGGCUUCUCAAGUAGAGUCAAUUUCAGGUUCAGCAUUUCAAAUGCAAAGAGAGUUACAGUGGUUUAAGGAAGUAGAGAAAUUGGAUCACCCUCUCCAUAAAGAAGUUAAAAACCAAGAAGGUAAAACAGCAUGGCAAGUGUUCAAGGAAGAACAUAAAGCAUUGCUUGAAGAAGGGAAAAAUUGGAUGAAGGAUACAUCAAACUCUUGUAUGUUAGUAGCAACUCUUAUUGCGACAAUCGCCUUUGCAGCCGCAAUAACUGUACCUGGAGGUAACAACCAGGACAAAGGAAUACCAAUAUUCUUGUCAGACAACACAUUCAUGGUAUUUGUUGUGUCAGAUGCACUAGCCUUAUUUUCCUCAAUGGCUUCUCUUCUAAUGUUUCUAGCAAUCCUAAAUGCACGAUACACCGAAGAAGAUUUUAUGAUGGCAUUGCCUGAGAGAUUAAUAUUAGGUAUGGCUUCUUUGUUCUUUGCUGUUGUGACUACAAUGGUAGCAUUUGGUGCAGCUUUGUCUAUGUUGCUAAAGGAGAGACUUACAUGGGCUCCAAUUCCUAUUGCUCUUUUGGCUUGUGUUCCAAUUGCUCUAUUUGCAAAGCUUCAACUUCCUUUGUUCAUAGAAAUGGUCAUAUCAACAUAUGAAUCUCAAUUUUGACAUGUAAAUAAUAGAUGCAUAUAAACAAAGGAAGAGUUUUAGAAUAUUAAACUUAUUUCAUGUACAAUCUUCACUCUAUGACAGCAUACCUAAACCUGUAUUCAUAUUCCAUGUGACAUGUCAAGUAAACUUGUCACAUUGCACACUCA